This is a messenger RNA of Pocillopora verrucosa, 779 nucleotides long. Its product is annotated as kremen protein 1. Gene Ontology annotation, cellular component: plasma membrane. The record is from RefSeq and is a predicted model, not a curated record. NCBI's taxonomy places the organism in Eukaryota, Metazoa, Cnidaria, Anthozoa, Scleractinia, Pocilloporidae.
UUGUCAUCUAAACUCCAGCGAAAAAACUCCUUUUUUUUUCUUCAACUGGGUACCACGAGGAUUCCACCAGUCCUAUUUUCAAGGCAGUAAGAAGUAGCAAUAGAUAGCACAGUUAUAACAGGCGUAGACGGUGUAAGUCAAUGAAAGCUCUAGAAAAUUGAAGACUGAAAGAUAGUGGAUACGAGAAGGAGCCAUGCGAUGCACUGACUUUAUUUCAUUGGUGUUGUCCGUGUCGUAUGUCACCUGUGGAGGUUAUGAAUACGUAGGUUGCUAUAAAGAUUCGGACCCCAGAGAUCUCCCACAAAGAGUUCACGGCCGUGAAGUGACAGUAAAAUCGUGCGCCAAGAGCUGCAAGGACCUGUUUUAUAGAUUCGCUGGCCUUCAGUUUUCAUAUCUCUGCUUCUGUGGUAACAAGCGAGGGCGGUACGGUCUGCUGCCGGAGUGGAAGUGUUCGAGUGAAUGUACCAAUAAAGAAGACAAGCAUUGUGGAGGAUACUGGAGUAACUCCAUUUACAAAACAGGUUAUGAUCCACCGGCUGGUGUCAAGAUAACUCCACUGCUAACAAAAGCCUUAGCUGAUCUCAAACCGCAUGUAAAUGCUACCAACCACACGAAGGAACACAAGAAGGCUAAAAGUACCAACCACUGACUGAAAGAGAGAACGGAACUCUGGCAUCCCAGGACAUAUCUCGCUGUUCUGUUUGUUUUCUUGGCUUGACUUCCUUGAAUGUUUUAGAUGUUGAAUAACACUGGUAGUGCUUUUUUCCUUUGCAAAUCAU